UAGUUGAAAAUUUAUGUACAUGCGCGUAACGCACUCGACGAAAAAUCAAUGAAAAAUAUCAUGCGCUUUCUUAGUCCUUAAACCUUCUAUCCAAACAAUGUUUUGUAACUUUUACUAGCUAUGCUUUAGUGCUAUAAAUAAACCAAAUGUUUGUUAGAACCCAGCAAUGUAAACUAUCUCACAAAAUGAUGAUUCGCCUAAAAAACUUUUUAUAUGUUUUCAAUUUACGACAAGGCACCAUUCUUAUUGCCGUCCAUCAAAUCGCGCUAUCUUCUUUCGUACUUAUAAUACUGCUUGUUGGCAUAUCCCACGUCGGUGAAAUGCUAUCUAUGCUUCAUAAUGAUAUGGAGGACGAUGCAGAACGACGAGGAUUUUAUGAAAUUACUUACGGAGAACAUCUAACUUUCCAUGAAGGUGACGUAGUAAGCAGUAAUAAUCAACUAAGAUUUGCUAAAGCACAACAUUUAGCUUCAGUGACGGUGAUUUUCCUGUACACCAGUACAAUUCUAACAGCAAUAUAUCUAAUGUGUUGCAUUUCUUUACUUCAUGGUGCUGUGAAGUAUAAGAGAGAGUAUGUUUUGCCUUGGAUAAUGGCCGCUUGCGUGGCAGUGGUGCUACUCAUAGUCGCUAUUGUUAUAGGCGAUGGCUAUCCCUGCGUCGUUAAUCUGUUUGGCGGACAUAAUCUCUACCAUUUCGGGUGUGCUCUUUUUGUUCUCACAUUUAUAUACGCAAUUUGUGCGGUGAGUAGCUUCGCACUUGAAACGGGCGGAGGAAGGUGCGCGCGCGCUUCUCUUGCCAACGAUGAACGCGGAGAGCGAUUGCUGCUGCUUGACCACGCCGCGCACUCUAGCCUGCUGUCAGCCGCACAAUUAAGCAAACUGUCCCAUGGCACGAGGACACAAUUCGUAUAAGCCCCUAUUAAGUCAAUAGUUUUAUUGAUAUUACUAAGCUUGAGAAAUAAAACCAAAUCUCACGAUCGA
Vanessa atalanta (red admiral) is the source of this 980-nucleotide messenger RNA. RefSeq lists its product as uncharacterized. NCBI's taxonomy places the organism in Eukaryota, Metazoa, Arthropoda, Insecta, Lepidoptera, Nymphalidae. The transcript has 4 exons. Bases 147 to 911 code for a protein of 254 amino acids. The record is from RefSeq and is a predicted model, not a curated record.